GCCAAGCCAACAGCCAACUAUCCGAGGAAGCGGCAAGUCGCGAAGGUAGCCAAAUUGAGAACCAGACAUAAACAAGUGCCAUUUGUUUGAAACGUGGUGGAAGCAAAGUCAAGAUUUGUCGAUUAUAUAAAGGCAGACAGAAUGGCUGGUGAACGCAGUGAAGGCCCCUGCAUCGAUGACAUCAAGCUAUGCAAAGACGAGUGCCUGGUGGUGGCCUGCAAUGGCCUGACCGGCAGCAGGUGGCACGGAUCCGUCCAGCUGCACCGAUCACCCAGCAGCGUCGGCAGCGGCGAGUGCCUGGCCUCCCAGGUGGCAGACUCCACCGUCGCCGCCCUGGUGGUGCUCACCCCAACCAGCUUCCUCGCUGGACUCGAUUCUGGUGCCUUGGAGCUGCUCCGGCUGUCCAAGGAAGGGGAGGGUGCCCCCGAGAUAGAAUCGCUCUUCUACCAAUGCGACCAUGACGCGGGACUCACCUCCCUGGCGCUGAGCACGGACGGCUGCAGGCUGGCCUCCACCGGGUGGGACCACAGCAUCAAGAUCUGGGACCUGAGGUCCAUGCAGUGCACCAAGACGUACGUGUCAGCCCAUGCCGAUGUGGUCUGGAAGGUGGCCUUCUCUGCCGACCCCCACGUCUUCAUCUCCUGUGGCAGGGACGGCCAAGUACGUUCUUGGGACAUCCGGCUGAGUCGACCAGCCACCAUCCUGGGCCACUGUCCGAGCGUGCCCAGGGCUCUGGACUGGCAGCCCCAAAGUCCCAGCACGUACGCCGUGGGCCUGGAGUGCGGCCAAGUGGUGGUGCGGGACCUCAGGCAGCCGGGGAGCGACGUGACCCUGCUUCGGCCGCAUCGGAGGCCCAUCCACCGCCUCCUCUUCUGCCCCGUCAGGCCCUCUUGGCUGGCGUCUUGUGCCGACGACUGCUUGGUGGCCCUGGCCGACACCUCCCGAACCAAGGACCACCUGGUGUACAAGAGCCAGGAGCACACGGAGUUUGUGCGGGGCCUGGCCUGGGACAGCGGUCGUCUGCUGUCGAGCGGAUGGGACGGCCGUGUCCAUGUGCACGCGGGGAUGGCACCUUCCAUGCAGCUCGCGAGUGGAGAGGCCUAGAGACACUGAACUCGGCUCGUGAUACGCCUUGGACACUUACCGACUCCUGCACGAGCUUGGCCCACAGUUUGGCGGGGAUCGUGAAUGGACGCAUCAGUCUGCCUUGUGGGCAACGAGUCCAGCUUUGAGCUUUGUUUUUACCCAGAUCCAAUGGAACUGUGCAAGCUUGUUCAAUAUUUUUUGCUGAUUUCAAAUAUCUGGUCAUUUUUGCUA
This is a messenger RNA of Ixodes scapularis (black-legged tick), 1317 nucleotides long. RefSeq names its product methylosome protein 50. Gene Ontology annotation, cellular component: methylosome. The record is from RefSeq and is a predicted model, not a curated record. Gene Ontology annotation, biological process: oocyte axis specification. The transcript has 9 exons. Bases 142 to 1104 code for a protein of 320 amino acids. NCBI's taxonomy places the organism in Eukaryota, Metazoa, Arthropoda, Arachnida, Ixodida, Ixodidae. Gene Ontology annotation, molecular function: protein binding.